Messenger RNA from Orcinus orca (killer whale), 3256 nucleotides. It is a transcript of the gene LHFPL3, whose product is annotated as LHFPL tetraspan subfamily member 3. Bases 243 to 950 code for a protein of 235 amino acids. Lineage: Eukaryota; Metazoa; Chordata; Mammalia; Artiodactyla; Delphinidae. Gene Ontology annotation, cellular component: plasma membrane. The transcript is spliced from 3 exons. Gene Ontology annotation, biological process: sensory perception of sound. The record is from RefSeq and is a predicted model, not a curated record.
GGACCAGGAGGGAGGGAGGGGGGCCGGGAGGCUGUGCCAGGCGAGCCGGAGGGGUGCUCGGCGCUCCCCCGCCCUCCUUCCGGGAGCGAGGAUGCAGACUCUGGAACUGGCGCUGCUGGGCUGAGGCGGUGGCAGGGGAGUUGAAGCGCGCGCGGCUCGGUGAGUGUGUCUCCUGAGCGCGGAGAGGCGGGGGGAGGCGGAGGACGAGGAGGAGGAGGAGGAGGAGGAGGAGGAGGGGGAGAAUGCCCGGAGCCGCCGCCGCUGCCGCCGCCGCCGCCGCGAUGCUCCCGGCUCAGGAGGCUGCCAAGCUGUACCACACCAACUAUGUGCGGAACUCGCGGGCCAUCGGCGUGCUGUGGGCCAUCUUCACCAUCUGCUUUGCCAUCGUCAACGUGGUGUGCUUCAUCCAGCCCUACUGGAUCGGCGACGGCGUGGACACCCCGCAAGCCGGCUAUUUCGGGCUCUUCCACUACUGCAUCGGCAACGGCUUCUCUCGGGAGCUGACCUGCAGGGGCAGCUUCACGGACUUCUCCACGCUGCCCUCGGGAGCCUUCAAAGCCGCCUCCUUCUUUAUCGGCCUCUCCAUGAUGCUCAUCAUCGCCUGCAUCAUUUGCUUUACCCUCUUCUUCUUCUGCAACACGGCUACGGUGUACAAGAUCUGUGCCUGGAUGCAGCUCACCUCCGCUGCCUGCCUUGUGCUUGGCUGUAUGAUUUUCCCUGAUGGCUGGGAUUCAGAUGAAGUAAAACGGAUGUGUGGAGAAAAGACAGACAAGUACACUCUUGGGGCUUGUUCAGUCCGCUGGGCUUACAUCCUGGCUAUCAUUGGGAUUUUGGAUGCCCUCAUCCUCUCGUUUCUGGCAUUCGUGCUUGGUAACCGACAAGACAGCUUGAUGGCAGAGGAACUGAAGGCAGAAAACAAAGUUCUGCUAAGCCAAUAUUCUCUAGAAUGAGCACAAAACAAAUCAAAUAACAGCUAAACAAAUUGAAUAACAGCUUUUGUACAUCAACAUCGAGAAGGAAGACGCUUGGGAGAGAUCAGAGUACCAAGAUGGAUAUGGGCGAGAGUGAAGCGUCCACUGUCAAAGCACCUUCUAAAUCUAGAUCGGCAGAGAUGGGAGUGAUUUUCUGGAAGGAGAUGUGAUCACGGAUUAAACACCAGCUCAUUGGAAACUAUCAUUGAAUAAGAGCAGAUAAUAUUCAUGAGAAAUCACAUUCAGGAAAUAUUUUAAGGAAAAGGAAUAUAAAUGUGCUAGAAUUAACAUGUAAAAUAUAUAUGUACCGAAGUUUGUAAACUGUCCUUUUUUAAUCAAACAGAAAACAGAAAGCUUUAAUCUUUAAAGAUUAUUUUAAAAAAGGCAGUCCACCCUAAAUUAUUCCUAUUUCAAUAGCCAAGAAGCUGAUCAAGCGUCAGUUAUGGAGGAAGCAUCUUGGAAAAUGCCUGUGAAUGUUUUCAUAGGAGCCAUGACCUUUGGUUCCCAUGUCUGCCGUUCAUUUAUGUCACUGUGUAAUUAGUUAAAACCACUCGGUUAAGAGAUGUAACGCUUCAAACUUUUUACCAGUUCUGUGUUCAGUUUAAUCUGUCUGUACGUGUUAUUACUGAGAAAGUGUUUCUGACAUAUACUAUUACUCCAUCAAGCUGUAUAUUACAGGAAGUACAUCUUUACAUCAUAGUUUCCCGAGCAACAUAGAUUUCCCUAUCUUUCAGGAAACAGCAUCGAGGAACUCUGAAAAAUAUAGAAAGCUCAUUUUCACCUUGGAUGCUCACAUAUAAUGUAUAGGCUGCUAUCAAAUAAACACUUUUUCUAUUUCUCCCUAAUAUAUGCAUAGGAAUUUAAUAUACUUUAUAAAUAGCAUCUAAAAUACCUUCUUUUUUUCCUAUUUCUUUGCCAUACAUAACAUCAGAAAUCCAUAUCCGUUCUUUCCCUUACUGACAGGCACUGAUUUUUAUUUUUAAAAAACACCAUUCCAUUAAACCCAUUUCUAAAUGAUAGUGAGUGGUACUAAAAAAAUAAAUAAUAAUUUAAUAGCCUUAGAAAUAAAUGAAUAUAAACUUAUACAGAAGAAACUUGAUAGGAAACUUGAUAGGAGUAAGUUGCCUUUUUGUUUACUAAUGUUGGUUUCAAGAAAACUCAGUAUUUUUAGUUGGUUGGCAUUUAGAAGUAGUGACAAAUGAUCAGUUGUCUUCAGCAAUCUUUUGCUCCCAGGCUUCCGCCACCACCACCCUCACCACAUAUCCUGCCAAUAUGCAACAACAGAAAAAUAUUUAAUAUUGAAGUAGCCAGUUGCUUGAGAAUGAAAACAAGCUAAAAUGUAUGUGUGGGGUAGUCAGCGUAAGCCAAACCACGUGCUAUACCUGAGCAGAAAACAUGAACAUGUAGAAUGCCUUCAUUUUUAGACUCGAAAUUAAGAUCCAAUUAGCAUAUAUGACUGGAAGAGCAGACAGAGGAUAAUACAAGAAGAAUCAAGCAAGAUACAGAUCAUGGUUGUUUUCUCUUACCCUGUCUCUAUUAGGACCACACUCCUAGUUUUGCCACAUGUUUCUGGUACUACAUCUUUUCACCAUAAAUGAGAUUAUGUUUCAAAUGGCUAAAAAGUAUAUUACAGAUACAGUCAAAUAUGUGAAACUCAAUUCACAAAGAUCUGGAUUUUCUAAAGAACCAAAUUAGGGGAAUACUUAUUAUCUCUAAAGUAUUAGCCGUUCUGGGAGUUAUUUGUUGCUUUAAAUAUUAACUCUCCCACUGCAUUCAAAACACCCUGCUUACUAAAUUCAAUUACACACAACUUUUCAAGAAUUCAUUUUUGAUUUAAAGGGAGGUACCUCUCUAUUUUAUCUAUAAUGAAAAUAGAAGGUAUUGGCUUUCUCUAAUCAAUGUAAAUUACAGAUUCCACUGGGAGUCCUACAACACUAAUAGUGGUGUUUAUGAAAAUGAAAAAGUGCUUCCUACCCACAUGCAAAUGUUUUUAAGAAAUUUUUUCCAUACAACCUAAGUGUAAUUUAGCAUACCAUAGUGCUCUGAAGAUGAGUCCUUGACAAUGUACCAUUUGUACAUAGGUAAUACACAUGUAAAUCACUAAAUGUUAAGUAUACGAAGUAUGUUUUUAUCUUUUUUAAAAAAAGUGACUCCCUUUCUCAUUCUGUUCUGUUGUAUUGCGUCCAAAAGUUGUGUGUAAUUUUUUUAAGGUCCAGGAUAUAAACAAAUUUGUUGGAAUAUCUGAAUUUCUGUAAAAAAUAAAAAUAAGAUUUUGUUAUUUAAAA